AAAUGAUAGAGCCUUGUGACAUGUGAGGCUAAUAUCCUUCUUUUGAUUUCCACUUAAACCUGCACACAUUUAUACCACACUCCCCCGUGAAAUAUGAACGAGAAGCUUCUUCCCCAACCAUUUUUGACAUGUAAAUAAGAAAAUAGACGCUAUGAAAGGAGGUAGCAGCUCUCAUCUAAGCAAUGCAAAGGCAGUUGCACAAAGCUUUUCCAUUAGCAAGACCCUAUUAAUAUUGUAAUUGUGUCAUCGACGACAUAGGAGACACCGGCUUGUUAGUCAUGGACACUCAGAAUCAUAAAUCCAGAAAAAGGUUUAGAAAGUGGUUCAAAAGAAAGCACAAGAAAUAUGACCCAUAUCAACUGAGCCAAGUUUCAGAUGGGGGUGAAGAUCAAAGUGAUGAUUACUUAGAUGAGAUUGUCACGCAGUCCAUGGAGAUGGGUUCGCACACUUCUACUAAUGAGUUGAGAAUCUUUGUGGGAACUUGGAAUGUGGCUGGAAGGUCUCCCAUAGGGAGCUUAGCAGUAGAUUUGGAGGAGUGGCUGAAUCUUAAGGAUGCAGCAGACUUGUAUGUUCUUGGGUUUCAAGAGAUUGUACCUUUGAAGACACGAACUGUGAUAGGAACAGAAGACCCAACUGAAGCAAGAAAUUGGAACCUGUUGAUAGAGAAAACUCUCAACAACAAACAUGGCAGCCCUUGGUUCACAUCCAUAUCGAACCCUAUUUCAAGUGAAAACUACCAGUAUGUGGAUAUGCCUGACCCUGAAAGCACAAAAAGCGUUAGCAACCAUACUGGGAGCCCCAUUGUAGAGCAAUAUGAAAUGCCAAAGGGUGUCAGUAAGUACAACCUAAUGGCAAGCAAGAAGAUGGUUGGAGUAUUCAUUAGUGUAUGGAUAAAAAGUGAAUUGCUUAGAAAGUUUUGCAUUUCAGAUGUUAAAGUUUGUUCAGUGGCCUGCGGUAUCAUGGGUUAUUUGGGAAAUAAAGGUUCAGUUUCAGUCAGCAUGACAAUCGAAGGAACUAGUUUUUGCUUUGUUGUUGCCCAUUUGGCUUCUGGCGAGAAGAAAGGAGAUGAAGGCAGAAGGAAUCACCAAGUCUCAGAGAUUUUUAGGCGAACCACUUUCCCUCGAUCUCCCAGCAUCCCUACAGACAAUCAUAUUUCCCACCCCCUCACCAUCUUAGGACACGAUCGGAUAUUCUGGUUUGGCGAUCUCAACUAUAGGUUAUACUUGGAGGACAAUUUAGCCAGGCAGCUGAUAAACAAACUAGACUGGCGAGCAUUACAAGAGUUCGAUCAGCUUCGUAGGGAACGUGAAUAUGGUGGGGUAUUUCAGGGAUGGGAAGAGGGAGCAAUAGAAUUUGCACCUACAUACAAGUAUUCUUCAUCAAAUUGCAAUAGAUACUCAGGUGGGCUUCCAAGCAAAUCAGGAGAGAAGCAAAGAACUCCAGCAUGGUGCGACAGAAUUCUAUGGUAUGGAAAAGGGGUGACACAGCUCUCCUAUUUCCGUAGCGAGAGUAAGUUCUCUGACCACAGGCCAGUCUCUGCCCUAUUCUCAACACAGGUAGAAGUAGAGAAGUCUACUAAUCCUAGAAUGGUUUCACUGCAAACGAUUCUUCCCACCAUAACACUUCCUAAAGCAACUGAGCAGAGCAACCAUGCUGAUAGGACCCAAUCUACAUUGCUAUCAUUCCUGGUGGAGGAUAUAGAAGCAUCACCAACACAUAAAGCAAAAGGGUAAACAAACCAAUUACAGUAAUUCAGCUAUCCUUUGGCAUGCUGGGUUGUUUCAGGCAGGCUUCUUUAGGGUCCAGAAUUUUUUCAUUCUUCUAGUUCUAACACUUUCACAGUACCCUUUUUCUCCUUCUUCAUUUCUUUUUUCUUUUUUUCUUUAAUUUAUUCUUUCUGUUCUAUGAUUGGGCAACGUGAGUUAGAUCUACAACUGCAAGAAGGUAAUAGCUUCUAAAUGUAAUUACAUGCAUAAAAUUACCUUCAAUUUAGUGCAGAAAGUGAAUAUCUAAAAUAUUAAGCAUGUAACUUAUUUUGAAAUGUUUAUGAAAGUAAGCUGAAAUACUCUGUAAAAAGCUUUAAAAAAUACACAGAAUUAUCAUAUUCA
This is a messenger RNA of Rosa chinensis, 2108 nucleotides long. RefSeq names its product type IV inositol polyphosphate 5-phosphatase 6. Gene Ontology annotation, biological process: phosphatidylinositol dephosphorylation. The coding region runs from base 279 to 1733 and encodes 484 amino acids. The record is from RefSeq and is a predicted model, not a curated record. Gene Ontology annotation, molecular function: phosphatidylinositol-3,4,5-trisphosphate 5-phosphatase activity; inositol-polyphosphate 5-phosphatase activity; phosphatidylinositol-4,5-bisphosphate 5-phosphatase activity. The transcript has 8 exons. Lineage: Eukaryota; Viridiplantae; Streptophyta; Magnoliopsida; Rosales; Rosaceae.